Penicillium subrubescens is the source of this 459-nucleotide messenger RNA. Its product is annotated as bZIP transcription factor. Bases 1 to 459 code for a protein of 152 amino acids. Gene Ontology annotation, molecular function: RNA polymerase II cis-regulatory region sequence-specific DNA binding; DNA-binding transcription factor activity, RNA polymerase II-specific. Gene Ontology annotation, biological process: regulation of transcription by RNA polymerase II. The transcript has a single exon. The record is from RefSeq and is a predicted model, not a curated record. NCBI's taxonomy places the organism in Eukaryota, Fungi, Ascomycota, Eurotiomycetes, Eurotiales, Aspergillaceae.
AUGUCAGAAACAAGCAAUGAGGUCAGACCCUGGAGAGCCAAGAAUCUUGAGCGCAAUCGCAUUUUUGCCAACAAGUGCCGAAUGAAGAAGAAGAAGAAUCACAAGAGUAUGCAGGCUCUGUUGAAUACCGAAACAUCCAAGCGCGACUCCUUGCUGUCAGAAUUGGGGCGGUUGAAGGACGAACUUUGGUACCUCAAAAACAUGAUCUUCGAACACGCCAAUUGCGAACAUCAAGGUAUUAAUAGUGAGCUAGCUAAGAUGACGCAAAGAAUCCUUGAAAGCAGCUCAGGGCAGUUGAAAUGUCCCUCUCUAGCCUUCUCAACAAGUACGUGCUCCGACGGGUCGAUACGUGGGGAACCAAGCGGCCGAGAGCACGUCACACUUCCAAUAGGGGUUGUCAGCUAUGGGGCCAGCCCCGAAGCGAUUUUUGAAGAUAGUCUUGGUCUGGCGACACUAUAG